Messenger RNA from Bufo gargarizans (Asiatic toad), 3331 nucleotides. RefSeq names its product sterile alpha motif domain containing 4B (gene SAMD4B). The coding region runs from base 232 to 2265 and encodes 677 amino acids. The record is from RefSeq and is a predicted model, not a curated record. Lineage: Eukaryota; Metazoa; Chordata; Amphibia; Anura; Bufonidae. Gene Ontology annotation, molecular function: mRNA binding; translation repressor activity; protein binding. Gene Ontology annotation, cellular component: P-body. Gene Ontology annotation, biological process: nuclear-transcribed mRNA poly(A) tail shortening; regulation of mRNA stability; negative regulation of translation. The transcript has 13 exons.
GUCGUGUCCACGCAGAGCGUAACGUGCGACGUGCUGGCGGCGGUGGUUGCCUGUGUGGCUCCCCGGGGGAGUGAGGAGGCCUGAGCUAGCGGUGUUUCCGGGUUAUACCGCCUUGCGAGCUGUUUCUCCCUCAUGCGCCAUCCCGUGACCGGGCCACCCCUGUACGGAGGACUGUGCGCCAUGUCAUAGGAGCGCCCUCACCCUGUAGUUGUUGACUUUUUCACCUGCACAAUGAAAUUCCGAGACCAGGUGAGCACAUUAUCCGAGUGGUUUAAGGGCUGGAACGAGUGCGAGCAGACGGUGGCCCUUCUUUCGCUCCUGAAGAGGAUUACCAGGACCCAGGCACGAUUCCUACAGCUCUGCUUGGAGCACUCACUUUCGGACUGCUCUGAGAUACACAUCCUUGAGACGGAGGCCAACAGUGCUGCUCUGAUCAGUCAGUGGCACCAGGAGUCGAAUAAGAAGGUGAUCUCGCUGCUGUUGUCCCACCUGCCUCUGCUGCAGCCCCGCAACUCGGAAGCCAAAUGCGAGUACAUGAAACUGCUGCAGAAAGUGCUGGCGUACACCACCGAGAGCAACCUGUACAUCGAGGAGAGCCGGCAGCUCCUGUCCUAUGCACUCAUCCAUCCGGCCACCACGCUGGACGAUCGCAACUCUCUGGCUCUGUGGCUCAACCAUCUGGAAGAGCGACUGUCCACAGGCUACAGCCGGCAUGGCACACAUCUGCGGCAGGGUUCUGAUGAGUGGCAGGCCCCAGGGGAACCCAGCAUGGGAGAGUCUGGGCAUAGUUGGCACGAAAAGCCAAUGCGAGAAAAUGGACUUAUGCCCUUCCCCUCUUCCAGUUCGGUGCCCUCAGCCAUCCAGAAUGUGGGUGGUAGCUCAGUGCUCUCCUGCCAAAUGCACCCAAGUCCCUUGAAACGCUCCAUGUCCCUGAUCCCCACCUCCCAGCAAACGUCUAACGAGUGGGGCGGGGCAGAGGAGGCUGCCGGGCGACCCGUCUUCCUCACCCCAGACCACGCUCCCCUCUCCCCGCAGAGCAGCGUGGCUUCAUCGGGCAGUGAGCAGACAGAGGACUUUGGCUCUGGACGCAACACAUUUCAGGAGGACGGCAGCGGGAUGAAAGAUGUCCCCACCUGGCUGAAAAGUUUACGUCUGCACAAAUAUGCAUCGCUGUUCUCUCAGAUGAACUAUGACGAAAUGAUGAUGCUGACAGAGCAGCACCUCGAAUCACAAAAUGUUACUAAAGGGGCACGGCAUAAAAUAGCUUUGAGCAUCCAGAAGUUACGCGAGAGACAGAGCGUGCUCCGUUCACUAGAGAAGGAUAUUCUAGAUGGCGGAAAUGUGCGCAACGCUCUGCAGGAGCUUCAGCAGAUCAUUAUCACACCUAUCAAAUACUACCGCCCCAAUCAGACAGAAUCAGUAGGCAGCGAGCAGACGUCCCAACACAGGCCCAAUCAGGAUUCUGCCAGCAAGGGCUCCAAUGAGAAUGAGCCGCCCACAGGUCUGACAGCGGAUGGCUUCCAGCAGCAGAGUACCCCGACUGGUGACCUAGAGACUUCCGUGCCGCCUAUAGCAGAUGGCGACAUCCCCGGACAACUUACCAGAGUACUGGGUAAAGUCUGCACUCAGUUGUUGGUCUCCCGGCCGGAUGAGGAGAAUAUAACCUGUUACCUGCAGCUACUAGAAAAGUGCCUGACACAUGAGGCAUUUACCGAGACGCAGAAAAAAAGAAUCCUCUCCUGGAAACAGCAAGUCCUGAAGCUGCUGCGAACAUUUCCUCGCAAGGCUUUACUGGAAAUGCAGGGGUACAGACAACAGAAGGGGUGCAGCUGGGCAUUUGCUUCAAAUUCCCUCCCCAUAGCUGGAUCUGUGGGGCCAUCAUUAGUUCGAAGAGGGCAGCGCCCAUUUCAGAUGCCCCCAAGGGCUGUACCGCCUUCCCGCAUUGGCGUCAUAAGCCCUGGGUCAAUUGGGGGCGUCUCUCCAAGACACGCACUUACCAGCCAAAGCACUGGGAGCCAGGGUCGACAGAACCUGUGGUUCGCCAAUCCUGGAGGAAGUAAUAGCAUGCCAUGCCAGAGUCACAGCUCCGUGCAGCGCACCCACUCGUUACCCGUGCACACUUCACCACAGAGUAUCCUCAAGUUUCCUCCUGAUUGCCAGGUUCCUGGGGCGGAUCUGGAGAUUAAUCCCCGGCUAGAGUCUUUAUGCCUGAGUAUGACGGAGCAUGCGCUGGAGGAGGGUACAGACAAGACAUCGACAAUCUGACGACGUGCUCAUUGAACCCUUCUCUACGAGGGAUUGCUUAUCCUAUACCUUUCCCUGUCUUCGGCCAGGGAAGUGACGAAGCUUUCCCACGAUACGCCCCGAGGCCAUCACUACAUCAUCCACCCACUGCGUUCUAAUACUCGUUUCCGCUAUUGUAACUUUUUAACUUUGGUUUAAUAUCCAAACACACACACAGCACCGCUAAGCGUUCGUGAUGAGGAAGGAGCUUUUUCUGUCUAGACAUGAUUACCAUGACGUGGUAACAUUGGGGGGAGGGCGGGGGGGGGGAGCUUAAUGAAGAGUCUUUUCUGGUGCACACACUUACACCCGCCAUGCACUUGGAAGGGUCCCAGUGGCAGAGAGCUUGGUUGUGGGGAGAAAGAAGGAGCAUGACUUUGCCAAGGCAUGCAAAAGCUGGGCAGGCGAGGCUUGCUAAUCCGUUUUGGAGCCAGGAGCUCCAGGGAAGGAACCUCUGCCAGGCAAACACACUAAGCUAAGGAACAGUCAAUGUUCCCACUACAAGGACUGGCACCUGUCAGACAGGAUGCUGCUCUGUGCAGCCGAUCAGGCAGGGGGGGGAGGGACACCGCAGCGGACGUGUUCGCCAUCAGGACAGUCCGGCUAUGCUCGGAGCAUGACAUUCGAAGAGCAAGGGGGGGGGGAGGUUAGACGUCUACCCCCUUUUUAUUAACAAACCUCACAACCUACUGUUAUCCUCCCGGGUCCGCAGCUCACACCUUUUACGAAUAAUCCUUGCAAACGCCCGUCUUAUCUGAUCCACAUCGCCUCCCUCCUCUUGUAGCGGUGGACUUGAAGCCGGCCCCCAUGCCACACGCGGAGCGUGGAGGUAAAAAGCUGGGCAACGCUGCCAAGACUGCCUGUGGCCACCUUCUCCAAAGUAUUUUCAGAAUAGCGCUAACUAUUUAUUUCUAACAUAGAAACACGGCUCCUUUUCUGAUAGAAGACAAAAUUGUUAUUUUAGAUACAUUUUAUUAUGGAUAACUUUUGUUAUGACUAUGGCUGGUAACCAUGAGUACAAAUUAUUAAAAGAAAAUCUAAAAAUAUU